This is a messenger RNA of Letharia columbiana, 336 nucleotides long. RefSeq lists its product as uncharacterized. NCBI's taxonomy places the organism in Eukaryota, Fungi, Ascomycota, Lecanoromycetes, Lecanorales, Parmeliaceae. Bases 1 to 336 code for a protein of 111 amino acids. The record is from RefSeq and is a predicted model, not a curated record. The transcript is spliced from 2 exons.
AUGAAGAGCUUUACCAUCAGCUUCGCCUUCCUCUGUUUUAUCACCUCAAGCCACGCGGCUCCUCACUCAGCUCACGCCAAACCUCGACAGUUCGAAGCUGGCAUCACCUUCAUCGGAGCAGGACCGGAUCCACCUUCCUAUUUCCAAGCUUUUCCCACGGAUGAUACCCUCCAUACUAUCAACAACUCUCUCAGUGUCUCUCAAAUCAGUUCUGCGGGUGGUGCUAUUUGCUCCUUUUUUGGUGUCGAUGGCAGCGAUACUUUCAUCCACGGUGGAGAGACCGUAGAUGUCGGGCCGCCUCAGGUGCAGGUAUCGGGAGUCUGCGAUGAGGAGUGA